CGUGAACACGCGACCAACGCAAGGAGGGGGGCUUCCAGACGCGUGCCGCUUUUUAAGCAGACCCAGCGCCUUGAGACAUCAGAGAAGGAGUCCCGCACGCGACCUGAAGCCUCACAUACAGGCACAUACAAACAAACAGUGCGAAAGAGCUGUGCGUUAUUGGGACAUUUUCUGAUACAGGAAAACUUUUUUUGCUUUAUUUAUUUAUUUUAAUUAUUUUACUUGUUGGAAGUGUUGGACAUGGACAUGUUAACGGUGGAGGAGUGGGGUAAAGGCGCGCGAGAGGUUGCUUCCCUGACUGCACUGCAGGUGGAAGCAGGGGCGCUGGAGAGGGGAGGGAAGCGGCAGCUCGAGGCGUCCCGCUACGACCCCGGACUUACGCUCGUGGACAGCGGCAGUGACCCACGCGCCUGGCUAAGCGACGCAUCUGGCACCUGUGCGGCACACGCCAGCUCACCCGACAACCUGCGGCACUCGCCGUGCCCGAGCACUGGCUCCUACCAUGAGAGUUGCUCCCCUGGGUCCUCGGGACAUCCCAGCCCUCCCAUUCAUAGAAGAUCUGCCAAGAGUCCCUCCUCCUCCUCGCUCAAAGUAAGGGACCUUUGUCGCCUGAAAAGCACCAUCUCGGGGCCCGAAGAAGAAACCCCCGCGAGACUGAGAGCUCCAUCCAGCAAGCCAGUCAGCGGCAUCCAGAAGCAGAGGCGGGUGGCCGCCAAUGCGCGUGAGAGGAGGCGCAUGCACGGGUUAAACCACGCGUUCGACGAGCUGCGCAGCGUCAUCCCGGCUUUUGACAACGACAAAAAGCUCUCCAAAUACGAAACUUUGCAGAUGGCGCAGAUUUACAUCAACGCGUUGGCCGAGUUGCUCCAAGGUCCAGCGUCCUCCAGCAAUAAUGAAAACUCCAGCGGUUCACAAAAGGGUGACAUUUUGCUUUCACCCGCAGAUGGUUUUGAAAGCGCACAAGACAGGGAAGCCCAAUCGGCUUCCGUUACCUGCAGAACAGCGGCGGCUCUACCCUUAUCUGGUGAUACCAUACCUGUUCGAAUAAACGGAAUGCCUUUCCGCUCUUCAUUCCAAGAAAUCCACUCCACUAGCAGAGUUAAGGGAGCGAUGUGUCCCCCUUCUCCCUCAUCCUCACUUGGGAAUGGGAGGAAAGAGUCGCCAAGAAGCGACGGGGAGUUUUCCCCUCGUUCCCACUUCAGUGACUCGGAUGAAAUGGCAGUGGAGCUCCACUCAAGUGAAGAUGAUGAUAUGUCAGAACUCAAGCUACCCGGCCACCGUAAUCCCACUGUGUCAUUCAAACUAAAUUAUGAAUAAAUACACCUAUAGCCUAUAUGCAACAACAUUGACCAAAUUUUAGUAAACUGUGUCAAUCUUGGAUUUUUAGUUUGGAAAUAAGCUUUUCUUUUUUUUCAAUUUUGCAAAUAAAAAAAAGCGAUUACGAGUUCUUCAUCGAUUGUUUAAUUAUCAACGUAUGUGAAAAUUGCCUGAUUUGGUUCUGCCAAUAUAAAGAUUAUUCCAAUUUAUCUAAGUAUGUUAAGUUUUUAUUGAGACGUGGGUGGAUGACCCCUCUGCCAUGUCGCGCACAGCACAGCCACGGGCAUUUCCCACGUCCCUCCAACAAAAACUGUCUUCCACAAAAUCAGAACUUUCCUCAUUAGCUACUGUUUGAUGUAUUUGAGUUUUCUUUUUUUUUUUUACUUUUUAGAAAUGAUUUGAAAUGUCUCCCGAUUUCUGUUUUAACUGAUAAGUUGUAUUAUUAUUUUUUUCAACUUCUAAAGUUUAUAACGUGCACUUUAAAUAUAGGGGCCAGAGGCUUCAGAUUUUCCAGAGUUGUAAUUUUUCUUUGUUCCCCUAAACCUUCCCAGAAUACAGAUGUGCUUUGUCUGCUAGUGUAGUACUGCCAACCUUAUACAAGUAGUUUAAUGUAGCCAUCAUUGCUGCCUUUUUUUUAAGUUAUUUUUUUUUUCUUCGCUAAAAUAAGUUUGUGUGACUGUUUUUUUCACUGGCUGAGAUUAAAUGAUGUUUUUCCUUUUCAUAUAGCCUAUUUAUUUCUCAAAUGAUUCUUACGUUUUGCUUUUUGUAACUGUAUCGUUUAGAUUGAUGGGAGAAAUAUUAAGCAGUCAUUUUGCCAUUCUUUGUUAUUUUAUUUGACUUUGGAAAU
Cyprinodon variegatus (sheepshead minnow) is the source of this 2164-nucleotide messenger RNA. RefSeq names its product atonal bHLH transcription factor 1 (gene atoh1a). The record is from RefSeq and is a predicted model, not a curated record. Gene Ontology annotation, molecular function: protein dimerization activity. The coding region runs from base 241 to 1317 and encodes 358 amino acids. Lineage: Eukaryota; Metazoa; Chordata; Actinopteri; Cyprinodontiformes; Cyprinodontidae. The transcript has 2 exons.